Rotaria sp. Silwood2 is the source of this 777-nucleotide messenger RNA. The record is from the annotation of a GenBank genome assembly. NCBI's taxonomy places the organism in Eukaryota, Metazoa, Rotifera, Eurotatoria, Philodinida, Philodinidae.
AUGCAUGGCAUUGUCAUGUUUCAUAGUGAAGAAAGUGUUAAUGAUGUGAUGUCACGACGUUACCAUGAAAUAGAUGGCAAAGAAGUUUUUAUUCAUCGAUCGGUUCCAAAUCAAGGAUCACUGAAAGAUAAUCAAGCAAUUCAACAAUUGAUUGUUUCCAGUCAAAAAAAUCAAUCAUUGGUCGAAUCAGAUUUCAACAGCUACUUUUCUAAAUAUGGUAAAAUAUGUAAUAUUAGUCAUAUGAAAAAUGAAGACAAUACAUGGGUCAUUCAUUUUGAUUAUUAUGAUUCAGUCGACCGAGUUCUUUUGCAUUCUCCACAUUGUAUUGAAGGAAUCGAUGUUAAUGUUAAGAAAGAUAAUCGAAAUUACUUUCGUAGAAGUUCGUCUACAGCAGAACCGACACCAACGACUGAUAAGAAUAACACUGAAGUAGGACCAAAGAAAUCCAAUUUGAAACAAGUGAUCAUAAAUGAGCAAGUAUCAUGUCUUAGUCUACCUGCAAAAAAAUAUCGCAUUCAUAUUACAAAUUUACCGGCGAAUAUAGAUGCUGAAACAUUAUCACAAGAAUUUGAUUGGGAUAUUUAUGAUAUUGUUAUGGAUUCGUCCAUCAAUGAUCGAGCAUUAUCAACACAGUCAGGAACGGACGAAGCAUCCGAGGGUCAAUCAUUCNUGAAUACAAUUCAAUUUCCGAUUGAUUAUGUAAUUGAAGAUUUUGAAUCAAAUGUUCUAUUUGUUGGUUUAAUGGAUGAAUACUUGAACGAACAUAACCGUCAAUAA